ACAAAAAUAGCUCUGAUAACACAACCAAAAUCAACACUGAGGUGCAGCUGACUCGAACGUAUUUCCGAGGAUUGAAAUUUUCCGAGAAUACUCAGCCAAUGAGAGAAGUGGUUUUGGCAUUUUUUCAACGUCACAUGCAUGCAGCUCUUAAUUGCGUAUUAUAUCGUCGUGUUGAAGACGCAGAUAUAAAACAGUGUAUUCUACAGUUUAGCAGAGUUCGUUCCUACUAAUAUACAUGGCUACCCAAAAAGGACCAAAUCUGAGUAUCGGUAUGUCGGUGUUCGACUCUUGCAACCUGAGACUGGAGAAAGGAGAUAUCGUGAAAAUCAAUCAUGGAGACAAGGAUUUUAUUUACGCCAUCUACAUAGGAAAUGGUGAAUUGGUGUUGCAGACCCCAGAAGGGAGUUAUACUGACGCCAUCGAAAAUGCUACAUGGGGAAGGUCAUUCUAUAAACACAACCACCUGGACGAAAAAUACCAAGCACAGCGGACUCAUAUCAUUAUCUCCCAGGCAGUCAAUUCCAAGCCGAUGACGUCAGAUGAUGGCGGACUGUGUUUUGCUGAGUCGUGCAGAUACGGAGUCAAAAAGACAAAGGCGAAGAAGAUACCAAAGAAAGAUGACUCCAAGAAGAACUCUGUUUCCUCCAAAAACAUGUCGACAGCCUACGCUACAACGGGUCCGGAUGGCACUAUGGUUGUUUCAGCUUCCGGUACUGGCCAUGCGUCUGUCUCCAAUGCUUCUGGCAAUUUCUCUCUCAUAUCUACACCAAAGUCACUUACGAUCAGUUCAACAUACCCAGUCACUGUGAUGCCGGGCCAGAGCGUGUCGCAAGCCACGCCAUGUGACGUCAUAAUUUACGAUUCCCGCGGGAACACGCUCACCCCUGGAGAUGUGAUCGUGUUCGAUUGUGGAGAGUUCCAGCAUUUUGGAAUAUAUGUUGGAAACGGCGAUGUGGUGCAUAUGACAGUGGAAGAAGUCAAGAAAGAACAGAUCGGUGAUGUAGCUGAUGAAAACCCAUUCUUUGUCGAUCAUACAAUUAAACCAUCUUUUCUAAAAGAUGGAAUUGUGAAUACCGCCAACUGCAGAGUGGGAAUGAAGGCCAUGUACCAAUAUGAUGAGUUCAAUUGCGAGGGUUUCGUUAACGAGGUCACGUGCGCACGGAGACAGAGUAAACAGGUCGAAGAGUUUCUGAAACAGAAGGGAUUGAAAAAGAAUUCUUUGUUUGGAAUGGCGAACGGUUUCGCUGGACAGAAUCAGGUUCAACUCCCGCCUGAGCUUGUUUGUGCCAUCUGUCACAAGGCUGGCAACAACAAAACCAAAACCUAGAGAAAGUGCCAUGUUUCGUCACUGUUCACUAUGCUGAUAUACAGCUAGUUCAGUUAGAAAUAAUAGUACUGCAUUUUACAUUUCCAAAUGGGAUGGACUUUGCAGAGUUUUUAAUCUUUGAUAAUCUUUGACUAUAAAUUUUACUUCGUAGAUAUUAUUUUUCAUGUGAGUAUUUUCGUGUAACGUUACGGAGAAUCCAAAUGCACAGAUGCGAUGGACUUUGCAGAGUUAUCUUUGAUUACUGUAUUGACUAUAAAGUUUAUUUUGUAGAUAUUAUUUUUCAUAUGAGUAUUUUCGUGUAUUGUUGUGGAGAAUAGGAUGGAUUUUUGCAUAGUUAUCUUUAACAACUAGUCCAAAUAUUCGUCAGCCUAAAACAAAUUAGAACAGGAAUGAUUUUUCGUUGGGUUUUUUUUGCAUUCAUAUAAUAUGUAUCUAGUAUCUCUAGUGCGUGCUAAAUAUGAUUUCUUUGUUUUGACUAUAAGUUUUAAUUUGUACAUAUUAUUUUGCAUGUGAGUAUAUUGACAUUAACACUCAUUAUAUUUUCAAGACAGACAGACAAAUAAACAAUUUAUUAACCUAUCGCCUUAUGUACAUCACACACACAGAGACAGACAGACAAGUAGACACUUUAUUAACCUAUCACCGUAUGUACAUCACACGCACACGCACACACACACAGAGACAGACAGACAUGCAGACAAGCAGACAAUUUAUUAACCUAUCACCGUAUGUACAUCACAUGCACACACACACACACACACAGAGACAGACAGACAUGCAGACAAGCAGACAAUUUAUUAACCUAUCACUGUAUGUACAGCACACACGCAUACAAUACACACACCGACAGAUAGACAUACAUGCAGACAAUUGAUUACCCUAUCGCCUUAUGUACAUCGCACACACAGAAAGACAAGCUGGCCAUUUAUUAACCUAUCACCGUAUGUAUAUCACACACACAGAGACAGACAGACAAGUAGACAUUUUAUUAACUUAUCACCGUAUGUACAUCACACACACACACACAGACAGACAAGCAGGCCAUUUAUUAACCUAUCGCUGUAUGUACACCACACACACAGAGAGAGACAGACAAGCAGGCCAUUUAUUAACCUAUCACUAUAUGUACAUCACACGCGCGCACACACGCAUGCAUACACACCAACAUACAGACAAGCAGACAAAAUUAUUAGCCUAUCACCGUAUGUACAUCACAUGCAUAUGCACACACACACCGACAGACGGACAUACAGAAAAGCAGACAAUUUAUUAGCCUAUCACCGUAUGUACAUCGCGCGCACACACACACACUGACAGACAGACAUACAGACAAGCAAACAAUUUAUUAACCUAUCACCGUAUGUACAUCGCACACACACACCGACAGACAUACAUACAUACAAGCAGACAAUUUAUUAGCCUAUCACCAUAUGUACAUCACACGCACACACUCCGACAUGCAGACAAUUUAUUAGGCUAUCACCGUAUGUACAUCACACGCACGCACACACACACACACACACAGACAGACAGACAUACAUACAAGCAGACAAUGUAUCACCGUAUGUACAUCACACACACACACACCGACAGACAAGCAGACAAUUUAUUAGCAUAUCACCGUAUGUACAUCACACGCGCACACACACCAACAGACAAGCAGACAAUUUAUUAGCCUAUCACCGUAUGUACAUCACACGCACACACAUACACCAACAGACAGACAAGCAGACAAUUUAUUAACCUAUCACCGUAUGUACAUCACACACACGCAUGCAUGCGCACACGCACACACACAUACCGACAUACAGACAAGCAGACAAUUGAUUAACCUAUCACCGUAUGUAGAUCACACACACACACACACACAGAGAGACAGACAGACAUACAGACAAGCACAUAAUGGAUUAACCUAUCACCGUAUGUACAUCACACACACAGAGACAGACAGACAGACAUAUCACCGUAUUAUAUAUUAUUAUUAUAGUACAUGUAGUCAGCUUUUUCACAAUAAAGGGCACCAUUCACUUCCAUGUGGGUCCAGAAAUAAAGUUUAAUUGUGGUACUCAAAA
Gigantopelta aegis is the source of this 3399-nucleotide messenger RNA. RefSeq lists its product as uncharacterized. Lineage: Eukaryota; Metazoa; Mollusca; Gastropoda; Neomphalida; Peltospiridae. The record is from RefSeq and is a predicted model, not a curated record. Gene Ontology annotation, cellular component: cytoplasm. Gene Ontology annotation, biological process: N-acylphosphatidylethanolamine metabolic process. Gene Ontology annotation, molecular function: A2-type glycerophospholipase activity; glycerophospholipid phospholipase A1 activity. The transcript is spliced from 8 exons. The coding region runs from base 236 to 1327 and encodes 363 amino acids.